Messenger RNA from Microsporum canis CBS 113480, 399 nucleotides. Its product is annotated as histone H2A. The record is from RefSeq and is a predicted model, not a curated record. Gene Ontology annotation, molecular function: structural constituent of chromatin; protein heterodimerization activity; DNA binding. The transcript has 3 exons. The coding region runs from base 1 to 399 and encodes 132 amino acids. NCBI's taxonomy places the organism in Eukaryota, Fungi, Ascomycota, Eurotiomycetes, Onygenales, Arthrodermataceae. Gene Ontology annotation, cellular component: nucleosome.
AUGACUGGCGGAAAAUCUGGCGGCAAGGCCUCUGGCACCAAGACUUCUCAGUCUCGCUCUUCCAAGGCUGGUCUCGCGUUCCCAGUCGGUCGUGUCCACCGUCUCCUCCGCAAGGGCAACUACGCUCAGCGUGUCGGUGCUGUUGCCCCUGUCUAUCUUGCCGCUGUGCUGGAGUAUCUCGCCGCUGAAGUGCUCGAGUUGGCUGGCAACGCUGCCCGCGACAACAAGAAGACCCGUAUCAUCCCUCGCCAUCUCGAGCUGGCCAUCCGCAACGACGAGGAACUCAACAAGCUGCUCGGUCACGUCAUCAUCGCCCAGGGCGGUGUCAUGCCCUACAUCCACCCAACCUGCUCCCCAAGAACACCCCAAGGCCGGCACAAGUCGUCCCAGGAGUUGUAG